Micropterus salmoides (largemouth bass) is the source of this 2027-nucleotide messenger RNA. RefSeq names its product NIPA magnesium transporter 1 (gene nipa1). Gene Ontology annotation, biological process: magnesium ion transport. NCBI's taxonomy places the organism in Eukaryota, Metazoa, Chordata, Actinopteri, Centrarchiformes, Centrarchidae. Gene Ontology annotation, cellular component: membrane. The coding region runs from base 91 to 1014 and encodes 307 amino acids. The transcript is spliced from 5 exons. The record is from RefSeq and is a predicted model, not a curated record. Gene Ontology annotation, molecular function: magnesium ion transmembrane transporter activity.
CGCACUGUCUCACUUCCUGGUCCAAACUACGAAGAGGACUGGAGACCUUCAGUCAUUCAGUAAAGCUAAUGAACAACAGCCACCAUAGUAAUGGCUAUUGACUCGGAACCAAGUGGUUCAUUACCCGUUACUGGAAUAGUGAUAGCAGUAGUAUCAAGUUUCAUCAAUGGGUCGACAUUUGUGCUUCAAAAAAAGGGAAUAUUACGCUCCCGCGACAAAGGAAGGUCGUACCUCAAAGAUGUGGUGUGGUGGAGUGGCACAUUGUCCAUGAUUGUUGGUCAAACUGGGAAUUUCCUGGCGUACAAUGUGGCCCCUGCUGUGAUAGUUACACCACUUGGAGCCCUUGGAGUGUUAUUUGGGGCUGUGCUGGGUUCUUGGAUCUUGAAGGAGCAUCUAAAUAUCCUGGGAAAGCUUGGCUGUGUAUUAUGUUGCUGUGGCUCUGUUGUGCUUAUAAGUCAUGCCCCUAAAGCAGGGGCUGUAACAUCGAGACUGGAGUUGGAGGAGAGGCUAUCGGAUCCAGUGUUUGUAAUGUAUGCCCUCUUGGUGGUCCUUCUGCUGGUCAUACUAAUUGUAUGGAUUGCUCCAGUUCACGGCACAUCAAACAUCAUGGUGUAUGUCGCCAUAUGUUCCCUCUUGGGAAGCUUCACUGUUCCAAGCAGCAAAGGACUUGGCCUGGUUUCACAGGACGUCUUUGGAGAGGGGCCCCCGAGCAGCAGAGCACUGGCUCUGUUCCUGGGCUUGCUCGGGACGCUGGCAGUCAGCAUCCUGAUACAGUUCUUCUUCAUCAGCAAGGCCUUGGAGUGUUUCAGCUCCAACAUGUUUGACGCCAUAUACUAUGUGACGUUCACAUCUACCGUCAUUCUUGCCUCUGCUCUUCUCUUCAAGGAGUGGACAGCACUAACGUUAGCUGACAGCCUAGCCAUGCUUUGUGGUCUGACAACUGUGUGUGUCGGGGUAAUUUUGCUCCGCAUUUCCCAAGAGGCUUUGAUCAUUUGGAAGAAGAAGACAGACUGAUGGAGAUGCCUUCAUAUUUACAUGACUUUUGUGCCAUACUGUAUUUCUUAUAACACAGUCUAUACUUGAGUUAUACCAAUUCCAGUUUAAAUGGCCAAAGCUACAGUGUAUUUAUAACUACUUUGACUUAACAUUUUACUCCUUGUAGUUUCUUAUGGAACAGUUAUUUGUUACCAUGUAACCCAGAAAUAUCACCCUAGGUUCUUUAGAUAUUGAUUCCUUCUUUAAUUCCAUUAAUACUCACUAAUGCUACUGAUCAUCAUCGUGAGACACUUCACCUCACAGCUUAUGGCCUAGGGAACAGCUCAUUUGUCAACUGAAUUUUUUUUUUACUUCAAAUAAUUACAAAGAGGCUUACAAAACAUUUGUUAAUUGAUUAAAAAUUAACAGAAAAUAAUUGUUUUUACUUCCAUCUGGAGUGUUGACCUCAGGGCUCUAAUGGACCCUUGAAUGUUCUCGCUUUCUCCCACUGCUAGACUGUUUCAGUGUAGAAUCGCCUUCACUUUGACUUAUUCAGUGUGCCUGUUAAUUAUUCAGUGAAAUUUCAGAGGAAGUCUCUUUAGUGCAGCGGUUAUAUAGAAGAUAAGUGUCAACAAGGACUCAAUGGUUUGUCUAAUGGGGAAAUUUGUAAAGCUGAUGUACCAAAUAUGAACUUUACUUAAAUAUCAUGGUAACUUGGCAUGUAUUUGUCGCACCAUGAGAGGACCAUGAACGAUACACUAUCUUUACAAGCUAUGUGAGUCAUUUUCUUUGAUAAGGGUUUGGUUUUUUUGCCUAAUUUAAAAAGUAUUAAACUAAAUCAAAGUAGUUACAUAUCACAAUUACCUGUAAAAUAUCUUGGCUUUGCCUUUCAUACAAUUACUGUUUAGAGAUAUUGAAUACACUUUAAGGUUUUUGGAGAGCGUGUAGAAACUAAACCAAACACCUUUGGGCAAUUAGAAAACAGAUUUAUAAUAAACCAUUCAGUCAAUUCGUUCACGCUGUCAAUAAACUAAUAUGUUUAAUUUCCCUCA